GAUGACUGCCGUCAGCUGCGAGCCAAUGACCUUUUCUUUUCGCCGUGAUUAUAAUUCUGUAACAGAUCGAAAUGCUUCCCUCGGUCGGUGUCGUUGACACAGGGAACUCAUCUCGUAUACUUCUGCCGCUUCUACGCUCAGCCGGUUUUACAGUCAGUGGAAUAUGGGGUGCUUCAAAACAGCAAGCGAAGACGAUGGCGGAGGAGUACAAAGUUCCAUUCCAUACAGUUAAAAUAGACGAAUUACUUCUGCGUGAAGACGUGGAUUUAGUGUGUGUGCUUUGCCCACCUCACGUUCGAGCUGAAGUGGCGGUGAAAGCUCUUUCUAUCGGAAAACACGUCCUCUGUGAUUCUCCUGUAGGUCUUAGCAAGGAUGAAGCUGAGAGAAUGGUCCAGGCUGCUCAAUAUUAUCCUAAGCUUCUUUCUCUUGUCAAACACGAACUCAGGUUUCUUCCCGCCUUUAUCAAAAUGAAGCGAUACGUGGAGGAAGGUUUUUGUGGCAAGCCACUAAUCUGCGAGUGUAAGAUUGAAAUGGGUUCAUUGCUAGGUAACAAUUACACCUGGAUGUGUGAUCAGGCCAUGGGUGGUGGGGUGCUGACCAAUCUUGGGGCCCACAUCAUUGAUCUUGUUUCCUUCUUAACCAACCAAAGAGCUGUAGAAGUUCAUGGUACUCUAAAAACCUUCAUUCCUCAAACAGAUGAGGUUUCAGGCUUUCGUCAUAUAUCCAGUGAUGACUAUACAGCUUUUCAGAUGAAACUGAAUGGAGGGGCUUUUGCGACAGUUUCUCUUAAUGCCCACAUUCCAGGACGUUACUCUCAAACUGUCACUAUAUACGGUACCAAGGGGCAGCUGAUCGCGAGGAAUGGUAGUUUAUAUGGAAUGAAGAAUGGUGGCAAAGAAGAACUCAUUUAUGGAGACAUUGCCCGCAUCCCGGGUAUGUUCAAUGUGGAGAAACUCCCACCCAGUAUCUUUCUGACAGGUCUUGAAGUGUGGGUGUCAGAGAUAAAAAGAGCAUUUGAAGAAUCCAUUGAUAAAGAUGAUCGAAGAAUUGCUGAUCUGCAGACUAUUUCCAGUGCAGCUUCAUUUCAUGAUGGCCUUUAUACCAGAACUGUCCUUGAUGCCAUUAUUGAGUCCAGUGGACAUGGUACUUGGUGUCAGGUUGAGUUUGUUGCUAAUGAAGAAACUGGGGAAAUGAAAUCAGGCCCUGAGGAGAAGUCAGUACAAAUCAUCACUGAGCCACGAAAGGAAAAGGCAGGUGAAAAGAAUCUUGCAUCUCCUGUACUGCGAAAGAUGCUGACUCAGUGAGCUUGGGAGAGUUAAGAUAAACUUUGAAAGAGGAUAAUUUUAUUCAAGCAACUAUCAACAAAUUUCCAAUGCAAUUAUUAUUUCAGCCAGUUUCUUUUUGUUUUGGCAAACAUAAGAUAUGAGGAAGCUUGGAUGGAAAAAAUGGCACCUUUUUACCUUUCUGGGAUGGUUUUGUGGUUUCAACCUUUUGAAAAAGUUGCCCUUUUGAAAGAUCUCUGGUUCCAUUCUCAAGUUAAAAGUUCAAAUGAGAAAUAAUUUCAUCUUUAAGGAGAUAAUUCUUGGUUUUGCAAAAAUUUUGUAUAGGUAUUGGUAUUGCUCAUUUUCAACUUCAAAAGAACUACCAAGGAAAGGUGCAAGGAGCGUCAAAAGCCAGUUAUACAUUUUACACUACAAUGCUUUAAAAAUAUAGAAAUGGCAUAAUCUGGAAGUUUCAGGAUGUAUUGCUAAACGAAGUAUUGAAAAGCUCAGUUUUCCGUGUUAAAAUUCCUUUACUGUGUUUGAGAAAUGUUUAUUGCCUAAUUUGAGAAACAAUUUGUACAAUUACUUUAUAAUUAAAUAAAGACAGAAGCUCCUUCUAUGGC
Molecule: messenger RNA, 1885 nt
Organism: Pocillopora verrucosa
Lineage: Eukaryota; Metazoa; Cnidaria; Anthozoa; Scleractinia; Pocilloporidae
Product: glucose-fructose oxidoreductase domain-containing protein 1
Molecular function (GO): nucleotide binding
Source: RefSeq, a predicted model, not a curated record